Molecule: messenger RNA, 6194 nt
Organism: Neoarius graeffei (lesser salmon catfish)
Lineage: Eukaryota; Metazoa; Chordata; Actinopteri; Siluriformes; Ariidae
Gene: rnf44
Product: ring finger protein 44
Exons: 11
Coding region: 464-1759 (431 amino acids)
Source: RefSeq, a predicted model, not a curated record
CGCCCUGACACAAUGACAACACGCGCAGUGGAAUGCUGGUGGAAGAAAUGCAGUGGAGCAAUUUGACUGUCCGAACCGGGUCGUUUGUUUUUCAAGCGGUGCAAUUAAUGAAUUAAUAUACAGAUCAAACAGCGCUUAUGAGUGCGGUUUGCUGGAAAUGAAAACACAGCAGCUCCAAUGAACAAGCCCAAGUAGGACGGAGUGAAGGCAGGAUACAAAGCCGAGCAGGAGAAGAGAGGACUCGGACAGUCAAGCAUGCACGCACAACUUAACGCUUAUUAUUCGUGAAAAAUACAAACUGCGGAAAAAUACAUCAGGAACCUGGGUUAAGGAUUAGAAGUGUGGAGUGUGUCAGAGCCGAGAGAAAAAAGACUGAAGAGAAUUUGAGGCCGCCGGACAAGAGUGCCUCGAGCACCAGCGCUCCCCCGCCUGUGGCUGCGACUCGUUCUUCACAACAUUCCCAAUGCGACCAUGGGAAAUAGCUGUGAAUAGGCGGCCGCCAACAGCCCCCUUAAACCAGAGGAGCUUCAUCGGAGGUCCCUGCAGCGCCCCCGUGCAGCUCAGGAGAAGUCCUCCAGCGCGCUGGCAGUGGGGGCAGCGAGACAGAGCGGCUGUGCACGCGUCCCCGCGGCAGGAUGACGCUUUUCCCCACGCCGCGUUCCCUCAGCAGCAGCAGCAACAGCAGCACCAGGCUGUUCCUGUAGAGGAGGCGAGGCAGUACAGCCAAGCGGGCGUGCCGCCCCGCAUGCUCCAUCCUUCCGCCCACCCACCGCAGCAGACCUCCAUCAUGGUGGACCUUCAUGAACAGAUGCACCAAGGAUCUGUUCCGAUAUCUUACACAGUUACCACGGUGACGACCCACGGCUUUCCCAUGCACACGGGGCAGCCGCUCCCGGCGUGCAACGCACAGCAGCUCCCAGCAUGCUCGCUCAUCCAGGCGUGCACGAUGCACCACUUACCCGUGUCUUACCAGGCCUUUCCUCCUCUGAUCUCCAGCGAGCAUUUCCUCCUGCACCCGAGUCCUCCAGUGGCGCCGCAUCAGCCCCCGGCACUGGCGCCCCUCAGCCAUUUCAUCCCCCUGCAGCCCCAGCACCCCCGCAUGCCUCUGCAAAGAGUGGAGAACGAGGUGGACCUGAGAGGAGAGCAGCAUCAUUUGGGAACUUUCUCGUACCCUGCGGCUCAUCACCCACCAGCAGCCAUGCCCCCCUCCGUGCCCCUGCAGUACCACCUGCCCCAGGAGCCCCUCCACCAGGAGCUGCCUUUUGCGGUGCCAUAUCCACACAUGCUGCCCAGGCGUGGGAGUGGCCAAAGGUAUCGCUUACAGCAGCCGCUGCCUCCUCCACCCCCUCCUCCGCCCUAUUACCCCGGCUUCCUCCCUUACUUCCUCUCGAUGCUUCCUGUGCCUCCGACUGCUGUGGGUCCCGCUAUCAGCUUGGACCUGGACGUGGACGAUGUCGAGAUGGAGAACUACGAGGCGUUACUGAACCUCGCGGAAAGACUCGGCGAGGCUAAACCUCGAGGCCUGACGAAAGCCGACAUCGAACAGCUCCCGUCCUACAGGUUCAACUCCGAGAAACACCAAUCGGAACAGACUCUGUGUGUCGUGUGCUUCAGUGAUUUCGAGUCAAGGCAGCUACUUCGAGUAUUACCCUGUAAUCAUGAGUUUCACGCCAAGUGCGUGGACAAGUGGUUAAAGACGAACCGCACGUGUCCGAUCUGCCGCGCGGACGCUUCCGAAGUUCACCGUGACGUGGAGUGAAUCUGGGCCUUCGUCCUUCACUGGAUAACAGCACAAACCUUUGGCGUGUGUGGUGGGAGCGGGCACACACACAUACAUACACAAACACACGUAGUACAUGCGCGCACCACCCAACCCUGUGCCCUCCAGCAAAACAUAGAAGCAUCUCUGACACACUCCAGCCGCCCCUCCCCCCUUCUUCUUCCCCUAUACAUUCAACCAAUAAGCAAUCUUGGAAUAUGUACGGAUUGUGUUCGACCUCCGCUGUGCUUCUCAUGCAAGCUACUGCCUCCUCUGAGCCCGGCAAACUUCCCACGAACCCCGAUUCGAGUUUCUUUUCCUGCUCUUAUUCCUUUUUUUGCCGAUUCCAAAGAUUAACGUGUGUGGUGUUGGCAUCAGUUUACACAGUUGAAUGUUCUCUCGCCGUUCGCUUACGAAUAAUCCAAGCUGUGUUUUAGUGGUGUUAAGGGAAGACGGGGAGGGGGUUCGAGGACGUUACUCAAGCGGGUAAUGAGAAAAAACAAGGCAACCAAGGGGUUUAAAAAAAAAAAAAAAAAAAAAUUUGCCUGAUCAUUAGCUGCAUGUUUGUAUAGGUGAUGGGCUGAAGUGACUUGUUAAUAAUGUAUGUUUCGCAAUAAUGUAUUGAUGAUUUCAAUAGCUCCUAUCCCAGCUUUGCUAAUGUGAGCGUGAACGGCAGUGGCUCCAAGUCUUUGAGCUAAUGAAGAAGAAAAAAACAAAACAAAAACCCCACACACACAAGUACUGCAAACUAAACAGGAUGAAUGUGCGUGUACGUCUGCUCCUGGGCCUCAUCGCUGUGGAGUUUUGCACUGUUGCUGCACUGGAAAGGUCACAAGGAUGAGGACCUUGUCACGACCUGUGACCUCUGGCCACCUCCUAACCUGGCUGUAGGCUACUGCUCGGGGAAGCCCUCCUCUCUUCUCCUCCAUCCUUCAGUAUGUUCAGUCUGUUCUGGAUGGCUUCUCACGGACUGUUCUUUUAGGUUAGCAAUACUUUUGACUCGACGAGCUUCUUGCUGCAUUUCACGCGCAGGUUCAGCAGGACAGCAGCGAAGGGAAUUUUCGCUUCCACCUGAUGUCCAAAAAUACUGACUUUGGAAAAGGUGCAGUCCCAUUUGCAGAAAGCAAUAUGUGCAAUGAGUGUCUGUCCUGAGUGAAUCUUUUUUUUGUUUUGGGUUUUUUUUUUUUUUUUUGGAGGACCGGGCUUUUCCUCAUCUGUGAGCCAAAUCUUCAAUAAUUCAAUACUUUCCAAGGAUACAGCUCUGCCUUCUUCAAGAUGUUGACAAGCACAAACUAAUCCUAAAAAAAAAAAAGUAGACUCAGUAGUCAGUUUAACUUGUUUUAGAUUUUUAAAACUGGUGUUAUUUAUUGGCUUUAUCUUCUGGAUUGAGGGGCAGAGCACUAGCACGGUCACGGUAGCAAUGUGAAGUGAUGUAAACGAUUACGCAUUUGUACGCAUAGCAUCGAAUUGCCGUCUUGUAUUGAGACAAACGAAUGUGGAAAAACGCCCCAUCGCGCGUCGUCGACUCUGCUUGUGUGUGCCAGCUGACUGUAGUGAUUUCCACAAUUCAACGAAAAGGUCGUUCUUAGAAAUGCACUGUACAACCUGCUCAGCUCUUGGUUCGCUCUGCAUUGAAUCCCAAAAAAAAAGGGGAAAAAAAAAAAGACAGGGAUGAAAUGUCGAAGUAGGGUGUUUUUUGCUACGCUAAUUAUAGGACACAAAUAUAUAUGAUAUAAUAUAAAUAUAUAUAUCUAUAUAUAUAUAUUCUUGCUUCCUUAAUUGUGUACACGAGUAGCAGUUUGAAUCAGACUCGCUUUCUGGGUAAAGGGACAUCGCCAUGAUUUUAGCAUGCGAGUCUGGAUACUGAUGCUCACCAGGUUCAAAAACAAAAAAAAACAAAAAAAAGCCAUUGUGAUGAAUUUAAACCACACUUUUGAUAUUAACGUGUAUACAUAUCCGUUCACUGGCAUAUAUUUUGAAAAAAAGAAAAAAAAAGAAAAAAAUAAACUCUCAGGGCCUCUAAGUUAACUUAAAAUGAAAGGAAAACAGGCGGUGGGGAGGAGGGUAUUGAAAAUGUCUCAGUUUUCCUCAGGCCGUGCAUAUUUUACGUGUAAUCCUUUUUAAUGGUAUUUAUGAUUAUUGUUAUGAUUUAUUAUUACACCAGUGAAAGACCGGCAUGCAAAGAAAUAAGAGGGGGGUGGUGGAGAAAGGGAGAAAAAAAAAAAAGGUAACAUGUGUUUUCGUACUUAGAACUCGUGAUCCUGUUUGAGGUGGAAAAAAAAUUGAUGGAGUAAAAAAAAAAAAAAGUGGCCAAGCGCAUUAUCCUACCAGAAUCACUUCCAAAUAUUACGUGUUUUGCAUGGGGUGGGAGGAAAAUAAAGAGAUGAGGGAGAAAAACAAACAAAAAAAAAAAAACCAAACCCCUGCAUUUUUUUAAUUUCAGUGAAAUAUAUACGUGUGGGCGACUUUACAGAUAAUCGUGCACAGUAUGCAUGCGUGUCUUAACCAGAUCCUGGCUGGUUUUCUCCUUCGUUCUGAUUUUUUAAAAUUAUUAUUAUUUUUAAGUUCUAGUUGGCUUCGGGUUCCGGGGAUUUCCGGCUCAGCUGAAAACUGCCAUGCGUCGUACUGCACAGAACCGAGCGAUUACCGAGCGAGCGAGACGUUAUAAGAAACGCUCAUCAUAAAGAGCACGCUUGGCUUGGUGUAGACAGUGAAGGCCGUGCUUUUUUUGGCUCUCGAUCACAUUCGUGCUUGUGCUGUUGCCUCAGCGACUGAAACUGACUUUGCCUGGAAAAACUCGAUCACUGAAAGCCAUAUAGUGAAACGGUGCUAGAUGUCUGUCGCUCCAUUCACAUUACGGGAAUGCAAUAGUGUGUGCUACGACUAUGACUUUCACGUACUCUUUAUAGCAUGCCGUGCUAGUAGUGCCCCUGAAACGGUCAGUUAUAGUUAUAGUCACGUUCAAUAGGGGUUUCCGACUGAGAAUCUUUUAACUGUUAAGCGCGUGACGCCGCGCGAUCACAUCAAGUGCAUCUGCCUUAAAUCUAAAAGCGUGUAUUAAAAGGGGACUCAAAAAGCGUUCGUCUUGCUCUCACCAAAACUUAAUAUGUACCUGCCAUAGGGUCUUUUACCUUGAACAAGCACUAUCUAAAUGUUACAGUUAAAAAAAAAAAAAAAAAAGAACUCAGCUGCCAUAUACAUAAGCAUUUUAGCUCGAGGGAGGGAGGAACGGAAGGAGUGAUGGCUGUUUAUACUGUACUCUUAUUUAGAUUUAUAAGCAAAUUUUCACAAUAAUGAUUCCUUGAACCUCAGUGUUACCUGUACUGAAAAGAAAAAAAAAAAAACCUACACGUACAAAUACAUAGAAUCUUGUAGUCUUUCUGUGAUCUGAUUAAUAAAUAAUCUCACAGCUUGUGUGGUGCAGUUGUGUUCCAAUAAGCAGCUCCGACUCUUUAGGACUUGUUUAGUGAUUUGUUGAUUGCUCCGUAGAUGCCACUGAUUGUUUACCAAAAUAUUUUUUUUUUUUUUGCUGUGGGCUCUUGGAUUGUUUACUGUUCUAAUACUCGCCCUGGCCUGUAGGGGGCGCCGCGUCCACGCUGGAGUCCAACACCACCCUGGGGCCAACAACAGGGCCUGUUCUGUGUUAGGAAGGGGUUUUUUUUUUUUCCUCUGUUUAUUUUUUGCUUUGGUACUUGCACAUUUACAGUUACCUCAUUUUUGCCAUGUUUGUAUUUGGAAGAAAAAAAAAAGCAAAAAAUAAAAAAGCUAAUAUAUAUUAUAUAUAGGAAAUGGUUCUUAAUGCUAUAAUUUUCAUUCCAUUUGAAUCAUAUUGUUUGUAGCAUUUAACAUAUAACUAGGUAUAGUGUAUUAUUAUAUACACGUCUGUAUACUGAUUGAAAUUUUUAAGAUUUGUACUUUUUUUAAAUGAAAGUUGCUAGUUCUGCUUUACCGAGUAGUGCAAUCAUAUUUUUUUUAAUUGUUGUGGCUGAUUUGAGAGGGUUGUUCACUAAUAAAUGUAUGAUGUAUACCAAUACUACGCAGACUAAGUAAUCCAUGCUUUAACAGAUCUUGCACAAUACAGCUGUUUUCCCCAUUACGGUACCUGUCUGAAGCUUUCUUACACUCACCGUCCGACCGUCUUAUUUUGCCUUCACCUUAGCGUUUCUGAUGAACAGAGCAAAUCAAACUGCAAUAGAAAGAUAUACAUGAACAAGUCAUGUGAUGCGAGUAGGAGAAAGCUCACAUCUGUCCUGUUUGUUUUUUAAUCAUCCAGAUUACUUCUUGACUUGAAAAUUAAGCUCAAUCACCACGGCGAUAUUCACACACACUGAUCAUCCCUCAUUGCAGCAUUUAAAACAAGACAUGAGAACACGGCAUUUUGUUCUCACAAUAACGAUACCUGUGUAUGCUUGGAAAUAAAUACUGUAACCUUUAA